AUGAAAUUCUGCCUUGCAUUGCUUGCGUUGACUGUUAUCGCUGCCACAAUCGAGGCAAGGUUGUUCGGAUACGAGGAUGUGCUGGUGGAUCCGACACAGGAUAGAGAAUCGUCAUCGCUAAAUGAAUGGGGGUACAAACACAGUCCUGCACGACCUUCAAAACGAAAUCGCAUGUGUUUGAUUAACGCUGGUCUCUCUCAGGGAUGUGAUCUCUCCGAUAUUCUCAUGGCAAAACAACAAGCAAGUAAAUUCUUGAGUUUUGCUGGUCCAGGCCGUAGAUGA
Necator americanus (New World hookworm) is the source of this 282-nucleotide messenger RNA. RefSeq lists its product as uncharacterized. The record is from RefSeq and is a predicted model, not a curated record. NCBI's taxonomy places the organism in Eukaryota, Metazoa, Nematoda, Chromadorea, Rhabditida, Ancylostomatidae. The transcript is spliced from 3 exons. Bases 1 to 282 code for a protein of 93 amino acids.